UCUUGCUUUUGAGUUGAAUAGGGGCAAUCUGUGUAUUAUGUCAAAAGCUCACAUCCGCCUGUUUUCUGUGCAUCAUGCAACUACCCAGGAAGGAAAUGGUCAUCUCUUUGAAGCCUUUUUGAAAGGUUCCCUCAGUGCAGCAGGGGGAUGUUUUUAUGUCUAAGACAGGCUUCCAGCUGACUUAUGAGUUUUACUUCUACAUUCACUAGCUGCUAGUGAAGAAGCACAAAAACAUGUGUGAGCAGAAGAACAACAGACUGGGAACCCCAGGAGCCAACUCUUAAUGCAUGAUUGAGCUUUGUGGCCAGGCAGACAUGAAGAUGGAGUUCUGCAGCAUAAUCCUGGGACUAGUCUUGGCUCUUUGGGUUGGAGACGCUCGAGAGAGUGUCCCAAUGCAAAGCCUGCACUGUUAUAAUGACUAUGCCGUCCAAACUACCUGUGUGUGGCAGGAGUGCUCAGAGGCUCGUCACUUCCUGAAUAUGACUCUGUUCGAGAUGCAUGACAACACAAUGAAUGGCAUGGAGAUCCCGUGUGAGUCUCACAGGGUCGAGGAGCACACUGACUGCCAGGGCUCCCAUGUGCGCUGGGUCUGCCCCAGAAAUAGCUCUCUUAGAACUGCUGAUAUUUACAUCUUCAAACCUGAUCGGGAGCUGCAGGCUGAACUGAAUGUCACCCUCUUCCAGACUGAGGAAGCCUCACCUCUGCCUUUCUCAGGAGAUGAUGGUCAGCCCAAGAAUCUCCGCUGCCACUUCAAUGGUGUUGAUCGCCUCCUGUGCAGCUGGGAAGUACGGCAAGAGGUCACCAGCUCCGUCUUGUUCACACUCUUCUACAAGGUUACACAGACAUCAGAAGAGAAGGAAUGCUUGCAAGUUUAUGAGGAGAAGGUGUCUGACAUCCCCUAUGUACAGCAGCACUGUGAGAUCUAUGUCACCAACUGCAACCAUACAAGCCAGUACCAUGUAACUGUCCGGCCCAAGAAAGAAAAGAAACACAUUGAUGCCUCUAAGCACAUCAAAGUGCUUGCACCCACCAACUUGACAGUGACAACAAAGGAAGACCAGGAGUAUGAACUGAGAUGGGUAAAGCAUAAACUACAGUAUGGCUUUAUAAAACAGAGCUAUCAAGUCUUGUACUGGAAGGCAGACCAGUCCUCGGAGGCUGCCAAGUCCAUCAACAUCAGCAAUGAUGAGCCCCCCUUCAUCUUCCCCUCCCAGAUGCUAGAGUCAUCAACAUGCUAUAGGGCAAAAAUGCGGGCAAGGGUGCAUGCGUCCUCUGACUACGACGGUCCCUGGAGCGAGUGGAGUGAGGAGUGCGCUUGGCAAACAGGGCAUGUUGUGUCACCACUGAUUCUCCCAUUCAUGGUCUCAGUUGUCACUAUCAUUCUGAUAGCGACUGGUUGGUGCAGCUGUAAAUAUCUCUUCAACAAGAAGAAAAAAUGGGAAGAAAAGAUUCCCAAUCCCAGCAAGAGUCAGCUGGUGCAGGGCUUCUUCCAGAAAGGACCACUAGGUAAUCUCAUGCCAAGCAAGUUGGUGGUCUUUGACAAUCAGAGCCAUUUGGAGAAGGUGGAGCAGAUCAACAACAUACAAGUGCUGCAUAGCAUGGUGAAGGUUAUUUCAGCAAGGUCCUCAGGAACUGAGGCACCAAACAUGGACCUAAGAAACUGGUAUCACACUUCUGAAGUGCUAGGCUCUGCUUCACUUUCAGCAGCCCCAUGUGCCUGGCAUUCAAGUCAAAGAACCAGUCAUUCCCUCGCACCAGCCCCAUUUGCCUGUGUUGGUAGUCCUACAGCAGACACUCCCUCUCGGGUACCUAUGUCCUACUUUGAUUUUAAUGGUCCGUACCUGUAUUCCCCAUAUGGGAACUCCCUGGCAAAUAUUCAAGAGGACCUGGGAGCAUCCCCAGAAAAACUUACGGAAGAAUCAAUAUCCUUGGAACAUUUUCCCCAAACCACAAAGGGCUACAGACCUUAGUGAUGGGUUGGGGAGGGUCAGGUCACCCCCAGAUUUUCUUCUUUCCUGACCAGAAAGAGACGAAGCAUAUAUUUGCAGGAGGACAAGAAACAUCAUCAGCCCAACUAGUGGAUGUGGAAGAGAUGAAAGAGAUAAAAUAGAAGGCCCAGACUCACUGACUGCUGUCCUCUUGAAUGGCUCCUCCCAGGGCCUGCAUAAAGGACCAAAUACAGCAUUCCCUUACAUUGAAUUCACAUCCCAAUGUAAAUUACACUAAGAUCUGAUGAAACAGAUGUGCAGCACCUUUCCAGAUAAUGGAGGACCCACCUGCAGCAAGCAAGAGGAUGCGCUUCACAUGGAGGCCAUUUGGUCCCCGAAAACCUUGAAUACUGAUGAAUACUUUGCCUUGCCAUUGUGGGCUGGACAGUAGCCAGUUGCAAGGGCAAGGAAGUUUGAUGAGGUUGUGAGACCAUCAGCAAAGACAGCGAGUGACUGAACAAAAAUGCUGCUGUUUAAGAACUGUCACCUCUGUUUUAUUUCCCACCCUUCCCCCCUACCAACACCCAGGGAGAAAGACAAUGAUAAGUUCUUCUCUCCCAGCCUCCAUGCUUACAAGUGAAGGACAUUAAUUAGCACCAUGUCCUCCUCCUCAGUAUAUUUGGCUACAGGAACAAGCCAAACUUCCCCGGUUGAAGAAGCUUCUGCUUUUCCAGAGCUGUCAUUUCUGAUAACGUUGACAUGUUUGUAGUGCAGAAUGUGUAGCGAUGACUUCAGUGCAAACUUUGCAGCUUGAGGGAUCCAACUUCAUGUCAUGUUUUAAGACUGUCACGAGUUCCUGGCAUGAAAUGCCUCUUACUCUUAAAUCCAAGAGUUUAUUUAGCAAGAUAAUGAUAAAAAUCAUCCUGGAGCAUUGAUAAGAAGGGUAUAGCGGGAAUGAGAACUGCUCAGGACAGUACAAGAUGGACAGGAGUAAAGGGGUGAAACUGAAAUUGGAAAAUUUGGCUGGAAACCAGGAAGUCUCUGCUAACUGAAGUGUGAUUCAGAAGCCCACACCAUAAUUAGAGUGCACAAAACCAUGGAGACGUACUUAAUUGCAAGACCAACUAUCCAGGAGAUAAGAUGUGCAGAUUGUCAAGCCAAGACCUUGUGGUGCUUGUAGUUUUGCUUGCUAAAAUACUGUAGGAUUUGCUGCCUUUCUAGGCAUUGCCUGUUGCUAGAUGAUCGUAAUGCAUCUGAACUAGCUGCUUUGGUAACAAUCAUGUGUAAGGUAUAAGCUGCAUCAAAGAAGGAAAAUCCAUUUCUCUCCAAUCCUUUAUUGCAAGCAAAGCUUUGCAAGUUCUUGAAAGUCGCUGACUCAGAGCUGCCACUCUGAGAUCAGACCUUGGGAAAUCAUUUAGAUUUCAAUGCAUCACCUGCCAAGUACAAUGUUUAGCUCUGGCUUUGCUGCAGUGUCACAACUGAUGAGGGGAGGAAGAUGGAGUCCAGCACUUCUUUGCAGGUGUGUGUCAGAAAUACUAGUUCUGCUUAGUGUGCUAAUUGGAUACAUCUGUUUACUGUUAUUCAGUGUAAUUUGUUCGUUUGGAUAAUGUAACUUGUUAUAAACAGUAUUUCAAAC
Molecule: messenger RNA, 3564 nt
Organism: Alligator mississippiensis (American alligator)
Lineage: Eukaryota; Metazoa; Chordata; Crocodylia; Alligatoridae
Product: cytokine receptor common subunit beta
Exons: 11
Coding region: 288-1970 (560 amino acids)
Biological process (GO): immunoglobulin mediated immune response; cytokine-mediated signaling pathway
Cellular component (GO): external side of plasma membrane
Molecular function (GO): cytokine receptor activity; protein binding
Source: RefSeq, a predicted model, not a curated record